This is a messenger RNA of Diaporthe citri, 1935 nucleotides long. RefSeq lists its product as uncharacterized. Lineage: Eukaryota; Fungi; Ascomycota; Sordariomycetes; Diaporthales; Diaporthaceae. Bases 1 to 1935 code for a protein of 644 amino acids. Gene Ontology annotation, biological process: protein deneddylation. The transcript is spliced from 2 exons. The record is from RefSeq and is a predicted model, not a curated record. Gene Ontology annotation, cellular component: COP9 signalosome.
AUGGGCAGGCAUUGUAAGGCCUGCGAGGCCGCAAAGACCCUUCUGGGUUGCUGCCUGGGGGCUUCUCCCCCAAGCCCAGCAGCACCAGCAGCAGCAGCACCAGCAGCAGCACCAGCACCAGCUCCACAAAACGGCGGAGCUCAAGACAACGGAGGUGAAGGCAUCCCCCUCCAAAACGUCGCCCCCCAAAACACCAGCACCAGCGGCGCCAGCACCGGUACCAGUAACAACACCAGUACCGACAACACCAACGCUCCUGGCCGCCCUCGCCCAGCUUCUCUGCCUGCUGCCGCACCGUCAGAGAGUCGGCCCAAGAAGGCUCGUGUCAGUUGUCGACCUUACUCUGCCCUAGACUUGUACGGCCCCCCACCAUCUCCACCUCCCAAUCGACCUCUCCCUCCAAUCCCAGAACACGCCCGCCGACGCAACUCGCAGCAGGCGACCACCUCCACCACGACGAGCCGCUCGCAGCGUGGUAGUAACUCACAGCAAGGGAGCAACUCGAAGCAGGCGACCAAUUCGGAGCAACUCGACAAAUCGGAGCAGCUGCUCAGCGAGUCGCAUCUGUCUGACAGCUGCCAGCAAAGCGACAGCUCGGGCGAGACCAUCGACUCGGCGCAGCUUGAUGAGCUGCUGCAGAUUGGCAAUUCGCAACAGGCAGACAUCGCGCAGCAGACCGACGUCUCGCAGAUCACCUGUAACUUAGUGCAGCUGGACACGCAGCGCAAUCUGCCCAUCAUGGAGUCCGUCAUCCUGCAUCCGCUGCCCGUGAUCUCCAUCGGAGACUACGUGACCAGGCACAAACUGAGGGAGCAGCCGGGCCCUAUCGUCGGCGCACUGUUCGGCCAACAGAAUGGCCGCGAGGUUACUAUCGAAACUGCCUACGAGGUGCAAACCCUGCUGGACGGAGACCAGGUCACCCUAGAGCCUAGCUGGUUCGAGACUCGUCUGGAGCAGAUGAGACUUGUGCACAAGGAUCGCACCCUCGACCUGGUGGGCUGGUUCACCGUGAACCCCCGAAGCGGCCCGGGAAACCACAUCCUUCCAAUCCACAACCAGAUCCUUGCCUACAACGAGUCCGCCAUCCUGCUCGGAUUCCACAGCGAGGAGGUUGGUGAGGAGUCUGUCGGUGGAAAGCUGCCCUUUUCCGUCUACGAGACUGCAUACGAAGUCGACGAUGCGGCCAAAGACACCACUACCGAGGGCGAGGACAAAGAGAUGAAGGACGGCGACUCUCAGCUGAGGCUCAAAUUCAGGGAGCUUCCAUUCACCGUCGAGACGCACGAGGCGGAAAUGAUUGGAAUGACCUCGGUUGCUGGUGCCGCUGCCAAUGCCGCCUCGGAGCGAGUGCAGGAGGAGCUUCUGAAGCUUGACGUCAAGGGCAAAGGCAAGGGCAAGGCGAAGCAGGCCGCCAAGGAGGACGAGAAGGUCGACCCUGAGAAUGCGGCUUUGUCCAAAGAGGACCAGGAGAUGAUUUCAGCCCUCACCACCAAGGCGAACGCCAUCAAGAUGCUGCAGGCCCGGAUCGACCUCAUCAUCAAGUACCUGCAGAAGCUCCCUCCUCCGUACAUGGACGAGGUCAACUCCGAGGUUGCCGCUGGCGACCACACCGAGCCUUCCCAGACCUUGCUGCGUCUCGUGCAGGCUCUUGUUCACCGUCUGAGCAUCAUCGAGCCAUCUGAUGCCGAGGCCUUCCAGGAGGAGCUCCUGAGCGAGGAGAACGAUGUCAGCACGAUCGAGCUCCUUACUGAGCUCAUGAACCGAGCCGGUGACACCAGAGACAUUGGCAAGAAGUUCCACGCCAUUGAGACUGAGAAGGCCCACAACAGCCAGCGUGUGGCUACAUACGCUUCUCAGGGAGCUGGUUUUGGCCACUCUCAGCCCAGCAAGGGCGGUCGACCUGGAUCCUUGUCUGCAGCCGGCGACCUGAUGUAG